Saimiri boliviensis boliviensis (Bolivian squirrel monkey) is the source of this 1015-nucleotide messenger RNA. RefSeq names its product TNF receptor superfamily member 12A (gene TNFRSF12A). Gene Ontology annotation, cellular component: plasma membrane. Gene Ontology annotation, biological process: positive regulation of extrinsic apoptotic signaling pathway. The record is from RefSeq and is a predicted model, not a curated record. Gene Ontology annotation, molecular function: protein binding. Lineage: Eukaryota; Metazoa; Chordata; Mammalia; Primates; Cebidae.
GGGGCGGGGGCGGGGCAGCGGCCAUGGGUCUUGCCGGCCCGCGGCGGGCGCAGACAGCCGCGGGCGCGGGACGUGCACCAUGGCUCGGGGCUCGCUGCGCCCGUUGCUGCUGUUCCUCGUGCUGGGGCUCCGGCUGGCGUUGCUGCGCGCCGUGGCCGGAGAGUGGGCGCCAGACACCGCCCCCUGCUCCCGCGGCAGUUCCUGGAGCGCGGACCUGGACAAGUGCAUGGACUGCGCGUCGUGCCGGGCGCGACCGCACAGCGACUUCUGCCUGGGCUGCGCUGCGACACCUCCGACCCCCUUCCGGCUGCUUUGGCCCAUCCUGGGGGGCGCUCUGAGUCUGACCUUCGUGCUGGGGCUGCUUUCUGGCUUCCUGGUCUGGAGACGAUGCCGCAGGAGAGAGAAGUUCACCACCCCCAUAGAGGAGACCGGUGGAGAUGGCUGCCCGGCCGUGGCCCUGAUCCAGUGACAGUGCGCCCCCUGCCAACCGGGGCUCGCCUACUCAUCAUUCAUUCAUCCAUCUAGAGCCAGUCUCUGCCUCCCAGACGUGGCAGUAGCCACUCCAGCCACAGGGGGGUGGGGGGUGGUGAAUCACCUCUGAGGCCUGGGCUCCUGCAGGGUUCAGGGGAGCCUUCCAAGGUGUCUGGUUGCCCUGCUUCUGGCCUCAGAACAGAAAGGGAGCCUUAAGCUGGCUCACACAAACAGCUGACACUGACUAAGGAACUGCAGCAUUUGCACAAGGAGGUAUCCUCCUCCCUAGAGGCCCUGGGGGCUAGGCUGACUUGGGGGACAGACACUAGGCCCCACUCACUCAGACGUCCUGAAAUUUCACCACAGGGGUCACCAGCCUGGGGGGUUAGGGACCUAUUUUUAACACUAGGGGGCUGGCCCACUAGGAGGGCUGGCCCUAAGAUACAGACCCCCCCAACUCCCUAAAGAGGGGAGGAGAUAUUUAUUUUGGGGAGAGUUCGGAGGGGAGGGAGAAUUUAUUAAUAAAGGAAUCUUUAACUUUAAA